CUCCAUUUUCAGCGGCCAAUCAUUGCCGAUCGAGCCAACAGCCCGCUGGGGACGGACGAGGUCACGCCGAGAUGAAGGUGGACACCCCCGAGAUCCGAUGGCACUGCGGCCCGACGGGGCUCAACGAGGCCGUGCUCACGAUCGACUUCUUGCGCAAGGCGGCCACGCUGACGCCGGCGACGUCGCCCGAUGCGCUCCCGACCACAGCUCUCGGUGACGCGCCGACGAUCGUGGCCGAGAACGUGUCGAGCGUCGUCUUCCCAGCGGUGUUCCAGUCGCAGGUCUUUGCAACGGGCGGCGCGGACAAAGAAAUCAAGCUCUGGGUCUUCAACGCGCAGCACCUUACGUACGUCCACGGCCUCUCGGGCCACGACCGCAGCGUCAACUGCGUUCGCUUCUCGCCCAACGGCGAGUUCCUCGCGUCGGCCAGCGACGACUCUACGAUUGUGCUCUGGAUGCGGCCGAAACAUGUGGACGCUGCGUCGUGGAGUUGGCAGACCAUCUCGAGCAAUAGCGACGUGACGCGUGUCCUCCUCGCGUGCGGCCACAAGGGCGACAUCACCGACCUCUCGUGGUCGCCCGACUCGCAGUACUUGUCGUCGGUUUCCAUUGACAAUACGUGCGCAAUCUGGCACGUUGCAAGCGGCAACCUCGUCGAGAAGCGCAAGGACCACACGCAGUACGUGCAAGGCGUCGCAUGGGACCCACUCAGCGAGUUCCUCAUCACAGAAGGCAACGACCGGUCGUGUCGCGUCUACGCAUUGAGCGGGUACGGCGUCGAGGCCAAGAAGAAGAAGAAGGUCCAGAUGCUCCAUACGCUCCGCGCGCGCGAGCUCGAGGCCGAAGCGAUCGAAGGCGAGAAGACGCCGAAACAUGCCAUGUUUCACGACGACACCUUCCCGGCCUUCUCGCGCCGGCUCACGUGGACCCCGGAUGGGAGCUACUGCUUGGUGCCCACAGGUCUCUUCAAGCCGACGUCGACGACGGUCGAUGCGACCCACACGGUGUACGCGUACGCCCGCGGCAACCUGCUGCAGCCUGCGUUCCAUCUGCCGGGCCACGCCAAGGGCGCGCUUAGCGUCCGUUGCAGUCCGAUCCUGUAUGCGCUGACGACGAGUGUCACUGAGAACCUCUUCCGUCUCCCGUACCGCUUUGUGUUUGCCGUCGCGACGCUCGACGCCGUCGCUAUUUAUGACUCCCAACUCCUGCACCCGAUCGCGGUCAUUGACCGGCUGCACUACGCCGACCUCACCGACAUGAGCUGGUCGCAGAACGGUCAAAUGCUCUGCCUCUCGUCGCUCGACGGGUACAUUUCGUUCAUUACAUUUGACGACGCGGAGCUCGGGCAAAAGCUGCCAGCAACCGAGUUAGCCCAGCUGCUCCACGAUCGGCAGGCGCUCAUGCAUACGCAGCAGCCGACGCCGGCCAAGAAGCGCGGCCCCAAAGCGGCCACCGAAGCCGACAAGAGCCCUGCGACGGGCAAGAAGCGCAAGCCUCAAGAGGCGGAGAAGAGCCCGAGUGGUGUCGGGAAGAAGCGCGCCGCCAAGCCCGCCGAGACAGACAAGACGGGCGGCGCCAAGAGCCCGCUUCUCGGGCCCAAGAAGCCUGUCAACUCUAUUCUGCAGUUUACCAAGGUGGUUGCGCCCGACUCGGGGUUCCAGCAGCCGGCGCUCGGGCCCCUCAUGGACUUGGUAUCGACCGCCGACCCCGGCGCGCCAGUGCCUGCUGCGACGCACAACGUGCAAGUGCGAAAGAAGCGCAAGAUCACGCCGGUCCUCGUGACAGCUCCUGCGACACGAAGCGAGGAGCCCGUGGACUUGACGGGCUCGGACGGCGAGCGUACACAUAGCGAGAGUACGGCGUAGGAGUCCAUCACAUGCAUGCAACUAUCGUCGUCGAUUGUGUUACGCACCUAAUAUGCACCCUUCAUGCUCGGGAGCUCGAAUGCUUUCGCCGUCUU
Molecule: messenger RNA, 1960 nt
Organism: Saprolegnia diclina VS20
Lineage: Eukaryota; Oomycota; Saprolegniomycetes; Saprolegniales; Saprolegniaceae
Exons: 3
Coding region: 72-1865 (597 amino acids)
Biological process (GO): DNA replication-dependent chromatin assembly; nucleosome assembly
Cellular component (GO): nucleus; CAF-1 complex
Molecular function (GO): protein binding
Source: RefSeq, a predicted model, not a curated record